ACAUCAUCAAUACAACAAAAAUUACAUUAUUCAAACAAAUCAGUAUUUGUGUGAUAUUAACACCAAGAGUCAUUGUCAUAAAGAAACAAAAAAAGACAAGCAGGUUAUAGACUGUAAUUUCUAAACUCAAAAAACCUACUGCCUACCUACUCUUUUAAAUUUUAAGAAAUACAUGAUGCGAUGUCCGAGCAGACAUCAGAACUUUGAAAAAUAUAUCGAUUAUGAUACUAAUUUGAUAUCUGAAAAUAAAUAUCGAAAGCUGAUAUAUCACGGAAAAAAAUAUCGCUGAUUUAUAUCGAUUUUUGUCAGAAAUAUAUCGAUAUUUGAUAGAUUUUGCCCAAUCCUACUACGACUCCAAGUAUGUACGCAUUGCUCUAUGGUAUCCGCCAUUAUUUGACAUGCAAACUUCAUUUAUUUUAUUUGUGUGUGAUAAGCACAGACUGCCAUAUUAUACAAAAAAAAAAAGAACAGAGUGUGGCAUAGACAUUUUUAUUGUGUUAUGAAUGAAGUUUCGCAUAAACUGGUGGAAUCUGAUGAUUUUUGUAGUGAGAAUAAUAUGCAUGCAGUGCCCUAUGUAGUUUGUGAUUCUGAGCAAGAUAAAUUUAUAGAAUUAGCGUUUUUAAAAUAAGGAAACUGGAAAUAUGUAUCUGCGUUAUAGAGUUUAAGUCCAAAUAAAGCUUUUCUGCUAGUUUUAAAACAUGAUUGGAAAGGGAUUGUCAAACACUGAUUGUACAAUGAACUUGGACGAAAAAGAUAAAUUGGCUUUACCGGUCAAUAAUUACUGUAGGGACUUUAUUCGUGGUUUUUGUACCCGUGAGAAUUGUCGAUACAUCCACGAAGUACCACCUGUCCCGUGCCUUAAAGAACUUUUUCGUUUCUGUCACGACUUUCAAAAUAAAGGUUGCUUUAGAAACAAUUGUAAAUUCAUUCACAGCAGUGUUGAAGAGGAAGAGAAUUUUUAUUACACUGGUGUGUUCCCGCGUGAUUCUCGAAAUACACCAGUAUGUCAAGCUUAUUUACAUGGUGCAUGUUCUAAUCAGGAAUGCAAGUUUGUGCAUACUCCAAAUGUAGUUAACCAAGAGGUUAUGCCAGCACAAGUAACAGUUCCUUCUCAAUUUAGUAGACCACCUCCACCUAUCAGGGAUGAAGAUUCACCACCAGAACCUAAGUUUAGAAGAUUCACUUAUGAUGAAAAUAAUCUAGAGAAACAAGUUCUGUCCGCAUCCAAUUUGUGUCUUAAUUGUGAAAAUUUAGAUCACAAAGUAAAACUGUUACAUGAUAAUAUUAGUGUACUACUUAAAAAAGUUGCAGAUUUAACAGAGAAAAAUCUGCAGUUGACUUCUAUGAAUGAAUUUUUAUUGGAACAGACUGCAUCUGUAAGAACUGACCAGCCUUGUGUUAUCACAUCACGACAUGGUACAUCAGCACCUGUGUCACUUGCAACUGUUAGUAUGACACCUGUAGUGAGCUUAGCUGGUGCUUUGCCAGCUUUGGUACCAGCAGCAGCUACUCCUAACUUGGCAUUAGCUCCUGCUGCUUCCCGAGCACAGUUAUUGACACCGGCUCCUCAAAUUUUAACUGUAAGCACAACUCAACAACUAAUGGGUAAUUCUGGAGCUCUUAUAGUUACAAGUGCUGGAGCACAACAGCUGAUGCAAGUUAGUGACUCAGGAACUUUGAUGGGUGGGGGUCAGACAGUUGUAGCAGUCACACCAGCACAAUUAACUUUAGCACCUCCAGCUCAACAGUUGAUGAGUAAUGCACCACAAACUGCAGUGCAACAAUUGGUUCAGCAAUCUGCUUUACAAUCACAAGUUGUACCACAACACCAAAAUCCACAAUUUGCAGCCCAACAGUCAGCAGUACAGCAAUUAGCAGUUGCUCAGCAAUCUGCUCAACAUUUAGCUGCACAACAAUCAGCACAACAUUUAGCUGCUCAACAAUCGGCACAACAUUUAGCUGCUCAACAAUCAGCUCAACAUCUAGCAGCCCAACAGUCUGCCCAACACUUGGCAGCACAACAGUCUGCUCAACAUUUAGCAGUAGCUCAACAAUCAGCACAACAAUUGGCAGCAGCAGCACAACAGUCUGCCCAACAAAUAGUGGCACAACAGUCAGCCCAACAACUUGCAGCUCAGCAAUCUGCUCAACAACAACUAGUACCAUCAGCUCAACAAUUAGUGCACCAAACAUCCACACAACAGAUUACAAUUUCAAGCACUAGUCAACCAAUGGCAUUGCCAAAUUCGCAGGCUCAGCCCAUAACAUUCCCAAUUAUUUCACAGAGUAUAUUGCCUCACUGAGAGUAUUUUAGAAUUGGGUUGAAGUGUACAUAAGCCUGGCCCUAAAAAAAAACCCCUCUUUUUCAUCUCUUUUGUGUUUACGCUACUCAAAGGCUAGUAAGCCAGCCCAGCUUUACUAGAAUAUAAAGGAAAGGAAAAAGCUUGGAAAAUUUCUGAUCAAUUUUAACCUAACAUUGUUUACUGUCUUUAGGAUAAAAUCGAAAAAUCUACUGAAAUUUUCCAAGUUUAUUUCAUCAGUGCUUGUUAUACACAACAACAGAGCAUUGUUGUCCAACUUGGUAUAAGUAGUAAUUUUUAUAAGUAAAUGAGUUCUGUAAUGUUAUAAAUUUAUAGCAAUAUAAAAUAUACCAAUUGGUAGCCAGAGGAGUUAUGAAUGUUAUUGAUAUAUCACAAUUACUCAAAUAUAUGUGUAAACUGUGAUCUGAUUUAUACAUCUAGGUAUUUUUCAGCCAGGAGGAAUUUUUACUGAUUUUUUUUUUGCAUUUAUUAUGGAAUAUCAAGGAUUUUCAGUUUAAAAAUUUAACAGAUAUAAUUUUUAUAAACUGAAAGAUUUGAAAAUUCUUUGUUUAUAAAGAUUUGGAUGUUUAUUUCAUACAAUACAGUAUGUUUGUAAAAAAAAACUCAAUUCAAACCUAAUUCCAAAAUCUUUAACAAAAUUUGCUGAAUAGAGAAUGUUAACUCAAGAAAAAAUUUAGAAUUAUAUAAUUUGAACACUCAUUUCAUGUCACAUCUCAUAACUAAAGCAGUGAUCACAAUAUUACAUUACAUAAAUAACAGUUUGAUGAAGAAAAUAUUCUAAAUAAAUAUAUACCAAGACUUAAAUUUCCUUUAAAGGGGAUGUUAAUAUUGAACAUUCAGUUUCUCCAUCUAGAAAUCGUUGUUGAAUUUGGAUGAGUUUUCUUUUAUUUAGGUGACUUGGUGUUUGUAUGAAAAUUACACAGUGACUUAUUAAAAUUAUUGUCAGUGGCUUUAAUUUCAGUAUACUUAUUUAUUGCUUAUGAUGAAUGACGUGUUUAUGGUAGUUAACACGUCAGGUUCCACAAAUUUCUCCACUUGAUUAUAUAUACUUUAAUAUGUUUUGGGUAGGUUGUAGGUAUAUGUUCAUAAUUAAUUGCGGAAAUUAGAAAUAUUGUGGUAACUUGACGUGUUGCUGUGUGUACAUGUUGUUCUAAGUUAGGUUUAUAGUCUUGUAGAGAUAGUCAUUAGAUUUGUUAGCGUUCGAAUAGCUGGUUGUCUGUCACGAGAGUUUUUGUGGAAAGUAUAGCAAAAAUGCUUGUUACUUCUGCCUUCAUGAUAAAUAAUUAGCACCCAUAAGUUUCAAUGUCAGAACGAUGAGUGAAAUAUUUAGAUAUUUCUCUUAGGUUCGGUGCAUAUCUGACGGAAAUUCGACACGGAAAGUUAGCAUUCCGAAACCAGUGACAGAAUAUAAUUUCCGUGAUACCCUCAAUACAUCUUACAACAGAUUUGUACCGACCGACCCUCGCUUGGCGCGCUUGAGCCACUUUAAUAAGUGACUUACACAGGCAACCCAGCUAUUAUGUCGCUAGAUUUUUUCUUCAACUAUAAGGUAUAUAUUUGUAAUUUAUUUUACUAUUAAAUUAAAUGGAAUGUUUU
Messenger RNA from Diatraea saccharalis (sugarcane borer), 3917 nucleotides. Lineage: Eukaryota; Metazoa; Arthropoda; Insecta; Lepidoptera; Crambidae. The record is from the annotation of a GenBank genome assembly.